Molecule: messenger RNA, 2922 nt
Organism: Panicum virgatum (switchgrass)
Lineage: Eukaryota; Viridiplantae; Streptophyta; Magnoliopsida; Poales; Poaceae
Product: zinc finger BED domain-containing protein RICESLEEPER 2-like
Exons: 4
Coding region: 137-2140 (667 amino acids)
Molecular function (GO): DNA binding
Source: RefSeq, a predicted model, not a curated record
CCGAAUUCUCUUCCCCUUGUGUUCCUCACUCUGUUCGGUGCUCGCCAUUCCGAGUAGCUGGAGUGCCCCAGCUGGUCUACUCGUCUAUUUCUCCGAUGAUUUCCCUUCUCUGAGUUCUCGGCGAGCAUUAUCUAUUAUGGAUCACUUGGAUGAUCAUGAUAGUGAUGACAUGGAAGCAGGGGUACCAAGAUUCCGAAAUAAGAAAUCAUCAAAGAUUUCGGACAUGUACAAGCGUGUUGCCACAAAUGGAGGGAUUCGCAUGAUGGAAUGCCGCUCCUGCCAUGCUAACUUUAGUUACAAAGGUGGCCAGUUGUGGAAACACCAACAAAGUUGUAAAGCCAAGGAGGCUCUGGGUCCAAGCCAGCAGCAACAGAAUGCGGACUUUCGACUUGUGGUGAAUGAAGUAGAUCCAGUGGACAAAAUUCUUCCAGAUUCACUUGAUGAGAUAAACUUGGUGACCCGUAGUGAGAAUAGAAAAUUCAGGUCAGAGGCAUGGAAGGAUUUUACACCAGUCUUUGUUGGAGGGACAAUCCACGCAGCAGACUGUGUCCAUUGCCACAAGCGAGUAAGUGCAGAUAAUGGUAGAAGAAAUUUAAGACGGCAUACUGAGUCUUGUAUGAAAAAAGGUGGAACUAGUGUAAGUAAUCUUAAGGCAAGGAAGCGCAAGAAUAAUUCCGCAAAUUCUUCGUCCAAUUCACAAUGGAGUCAGGAAGAACCUAGUCUGUUGUUCCAGUCCAGUGUAAGAACUUCAAAGUCUAGGGUCCAAAAUGAGGUUCCCUUGGCAAAUGGGAAGGUUCAGACUGCAGAAUAUGAUAGCAAAUUCCACAAGGGAUGCUCUGGUGAUAGGACCCCUGUGGACCAAGACAUUCUAGCUUCACAGCAAAGGGACAAAAUGGACCCUACAGAACAAAAUACCUCAACAGCUCAAGCUAAUCCAGAUGUUAACACGAAAUUUGACCAAGAAUCAUCAUAUCAGGAGCUAACUAGAAUGAUUAUCUUAAAUGGAUAUCCCAUGUCAAUUGUUGAGCAUGAAGAAAUGAGACGUUUUGUAAAGAGCCUCAAUCCAGAAUUUAACAUGCCUUCAAGCACUGAUAUUGAAGAGUUUUCAACUGUUUUGUUUCAGGAAAGAAAGGCUGACCUUAAGAAGAAAAUUGCUCUUUCAUCACAUCGGGUUUCUUUAUCAGCAUGUUUGCGGACUCCUCAUGGAUCGGAGGCCUCAGUGAAGUAUCUCUCUUUGUCAGUGCAUUUUAUUGAUUCUGGCUGUAAAAUUGAAAAGAGAAUAAUCAAAUUUGGUAUAUUUCAAUCAUCAUGCACUAAUUUAGAUAGAAUGAUACAUUUUAAGGGGGAUUGUGCCCUAGAUUCUGAGAGUGGGCCAUUUAAUGCCAUGUAUGAAGCUAUAAGAGAUUGGAAUCUUGAUCAGAAGCUUUUGAGCUUGACAUCUGUCGGUGAAAUUAGAGACGAUGUGCGUACCUCAGAGCUGAAGGACUUUUUGAUCCAAAAGAAAUGCCUUCCUAUUGGUGGUGAGCUAUUCAAUAUGGCUUGUCUGGAUGAUAUGCUUAACAGCAUUGUUUCGAAAGGGCAGCCUAUGCUUAAUCUUGCUGGUGAUAUACUAGACAGGUUUAUCCAGGCACAUAUGUCCUCGCCACUGGCUAAGCAGCAACUUAUAAAAGUUAUUACAAAUAUGAAAUUGAAAUGCCUUGGGGAAGAUGCAAAAUGGUGGCACAAAAUUUAUUUUGGGCUUGAAGUUCUUUUGGAUUUCAAGAAGGCUUUUCCCUCUAAAGAGUUGUUACCUGCAGAAGACACUAAAACUGUUGACUAUGUUUGCAAGAUACUGAGGGCUUUUUAUCACGCUGUUGAAGUAAUAUCUGGUACUGUUUGUCCGACGGCAAAUAUGUACUUCAAUGAGCUAUGGAUGGUUAGAGCAACUUUGGAAGAACAAGCAUCUACUGAUUAUACUGAACUUUCUAGCAUGGUUUGGGAGAUGCAGAAAGCUUUUGAUGAGUUCUGGAAAAAUUCGUACGUGUGGUUGUCAGUACCUGUUGUUUUUUAUCCCAGAUUCAAAAUUGCUUUUAUCAAGUUUCGUCUGGAACAAGCUUUCGGCAGCAAAGCAUUUAUCUGUCAUAUCAUGUACGAUCCAUGAGUUGUUUCUUGAGUAUUGCAGUUCUGUUGGUAAGCCAAGUGUCGACACAUCAAAUUGUGAAACUCCUGAUGUUGAAGUGGGUGGAUUUUACAGUUAUUCAUUAGAAGAUUGGGAUGAGCAUAUUAAUGCGCAGAUAAGGAGCCAGGUAUCGACAGAACUUACUACCUACCUUGAUGAUGGUCUUGUUCCGAGGGAUGAUGAUUUUGAUAUUUUGAAUUGGUGGAUGAGUAAUGCUACAAAGUAUCCAAUCCUCUCUGUUAUGGCACGUGACAUCCUAGCGAUGCCUGGUUCUGCUGUUCAAUGUGAGGCAGCAUUAAGCAGUGAAGGACCAGUGAUUAAUAAGCAAUGGAGUAAAUUGAAUAUCAACGCAAUUGAGGCUCUCGUAUGUAUCCGGGAAUGGAUUAAGUAGAAUGGCUACUUGUCAUGCCGCUGUCAACUACCAACACUAAUCGUGCUUCAUUAUCAGUAGAGGAUUACAAGCACUCAGGCAGUAGAUACUGAUAAUAUAACUCCUAGGAGUACUGGGUGAUACUGCAGGGGCCACAUUGCCUAUCUGUUUUGUGGCGUUAGACAACCUGCAGCUGCUAGCAUGUCUGAAUAUUUCUGCUAUUUCCCCAUAUGUGUAUGUAUUAGUCAGGCACCCUUCGUUCUAGGUGUUUCGUGUUUACAUGCAUUUCCUGAAUUAGGACAUGGACUCUGGUUCAGACAUGCGCCAUGCCAAUGAUCCACUGUCUUAACCUGGUCUGAAGUUAUUUCUCUGGUCUAUUUAUCGAUGUUAUUAA